AUGUGCGGUGUCAUUGGUUUGAUCUUGGGCCAUGUCGGGGAUGACCCUGAGCAUCCCUGCAAAGCUGCCGUCGCACUCCAUGAGGCUCUGUACUUCCUCCAACACAGAGGACAAGAUGCUUGUGGUGUUGCAACUUGCGCCGCCGGAGGUCGCAUAUAUCAGUGCAAAGGCAAUGGAAUGGCCGCUAAAGUGUUCGCUGAUGGCAUGAGAAUUCAAGACCUACCCGGCUCAAUGGGUAUUGGACACUUACGUUACCCGACUGCUGGCACAUCAUCGAAUGCUGAAUUAUACGUUAACAGUCCCUAUGGAAUAUGUCUUGCCCACAAUGGCAAUCUUAUCAACGCCCCUGAGCUGCGUCAAUAUCUUGACACUGUUGCCCACAGACAUAUCAAUACGGACAGUGAUAGUGAACUCAUGCUCAAUGUGUUUGCGAAUGAGUUGAAUGAGACCGGCAAGGCCAGAGUCAAUACGGACGAUAUAUUCAAUUCUUUAGAACGAAUGUACGAUCGGUGUUCGGGCGGUUGGGCUUGCACCGCAAUGAUCGCUGGUUUUGGAGUUUUAGGCUUCAGAGAUUCUUACGGCAUUAGGCCGUUAGUACUUGGCGAGAGAGAUUCGGAUACUCUCCCCGGCGCAAAAGACUAUAUGCUUGCCUCCGAGUCCAUUGCCUUGCGACAACUCGGCUUUCGCAACAUUCGGGACAUCUUACCUGGCCAAGCUGUGUUCAUUCAAAAAGGUCGAUCGCCUGUCUUUCACCAAGUUCAACCCCCGAAAACGUAUUCACCCGACAUAUUUGAAUACGUUUACUUUGCAAGACCCGACACUGUCAUGGACGGGAUCAGUGUACACGCUUCUCGGCAGAGAAUGGGCUACAAACUAGCUGAUAAGAUAAGAGAGCUUCUUGGGGAUGAAGGCAUCAAGGAUAUUGAUGCUGUUAUACCCAUUCCUGAGACCUCAAAUACAUCAGCUGCGAGCGUCUCCGAACGAUUAGGGUUGAAGUUCUGCCAGGGUUUCGUCAAGAACAGAUAUGUGUUCAGAACAUUCAUUAUGCCUCAGCAAGGAGCUCGUCAAAAGGGUGUUAGGCGAAAGCUUAGUGCCAUUCAGACUGAAUUCGAAGGAAGAUGUGUCUUGCUUGUUGAUGACUCUAUCGUGAGAGGUACUACAAGUAAGGAAAUAGUGGCUAUGGCACGUGAGGCUGGCGCGCGAAAAGUCAUUUUCGCGAGCUGCGCCCCCCCUAUCACAGCACCACACAUCUACGGUAUUGAUUUAGCCAGUCCGACAGAACUGAUCGCUUCGGGCAAAGACCGCUUUGCUAUCGCCAAGAGCAUCGAUGCAGAGGAAGUGAUUUACCAAGAUCUCGACGACCUAAAGGCAGCAUGCGCAGAGCUCGCGCCUCCGAAUGGCCCCACGGAAUUUGAGGUUGGCGUAUUUUGUGGCAAAUAUGUCACACCCGUGCCCGAAGGGUACUUCGAACAUCUGAAUGAAUUGCGCGGCAUGAAGCGGAAACAUGCGACGCAUGCACCGAUUGCCAGUAGCGGCGCAACGAUGGUUGUCGGUGGCAGCCAGACGGGCACUAACGGCUCGACAUCGCAUCUCACUGCACCUGGAGAGGAGCAUCCCUCACCAGAGAUCAAGAGAAAUGGGGCCAUUUCCCCUAUCAGGGAUGACAUCAGCCUUCACAAUAUGGCUAGUGAACCCGAACGACGUUAA
This is a messenger RNA of Annulohypoxylon truncatum, 1707 nucleotides long. RefSeq names its product amidophosphoribosyltransferase. The transcript is spliced from 13 exons. Gene Ontology annotation, biological process: purine nucleotide biosynthetic process; purine nucleobase biosynthetic process. The coding region runs from base 1 to 1707 and encodes 568 amino acids. The record is from RefSeq and is a predicted model, not a curated record. Gene Ontology annotation, molecular function: amidophosphoribosyltransferase activity. Gene Ontology annotation, cellular component: cytoplasm. Lineage: Eukaryota; Fungi; Ascomycota; Sordariomycetes; Xylariales; Hypoxylaceae.